AGUAGUGAGCAAAACCAUCCCGGCUCACAUCUCAUGAUGUCUUUGUCAAGUUCGAAUCCCGUUUAUAAUCACUCUAACAAAAAGUGUCGCAGCAGCUUUUUUGGACACUCUAACAUAUAUUGAAAAUGCCAUGACAGGCUAAUAUGAAUAUAGUAAUAAUUAUACGACAGUUGUCAGUUGAUUACCACAGUGAGCUAUCAGAAGGACAGAUCUGCGGUCUCUCCAGAGAGAUGUUGAGCGCCGGAGAGCUGCGAGAGUCUUUAUUAAGGAAGCGGAGACUCUUCAUCACGUCAUUCGGUGUUCAGGCGUUCGGCAGGAAACGGUCUUUCCUCCCGGAUAGUUGCGCUCUUUUCCGCUUGCUCAAUGCGCCUCUCCGUCCAGAACCCGCGGAAGCCAGCCAGAAGGAAAAAUGCCUCCUUCUACAGCGGAAAGAUCCUCUCUCGGGCUCUUUGCGGUGGUUUUCGCCGUGUUUUUAGCGGCUCUCCAAACGCGCGCGCUCAAGAUUCAACAAGAGUUCGCGUCUCCCAACCGCACCAAUAACUUCGUGGUGGACGCGGUGUCCCGACGCGUUUACCUGGCCGCGGUCAACAGCCUGUACCAACUGAACGCGACGCUCGCGCGGGAGGUGGAGAUGCGCACGGGACCAGUGCGCGACAACCCGCUGUGCCACGCGCCGCAGCUGCCGCAGGCGACGUGCGAGCACAAGAAGACGCUCACCGACAACCACAACAAGCUCCUCGCGCUGGACCGCGAGCAGGGUGUGCUGCUGGCCUGCGGGUCCGUGUACCAGGGCUUCUGCGAGCUGCGCAGCAUGGACGACGUGUCCCGGGUGGCCGUCAAGUUCCCGCAGGACGGGGCCAUCGUGUUCCCGAGCAUGCUCAACAUCGUCGCCAACCACGAGAACGCGAGCACCGUGGGGCUGGUGUUCCGGAGUCACGGCGGCGCGCCGCGGCUGCUGGUAGGAGCGACGUACACGGGCAUGGGGACCGAGUUCUUCCCCAAGAACCACAGCAAAGAGGACCUGCGCUUCGAGAACACGCCCGAGAUCGCCAUCCGCUCGCUCAACACCAAAGACCUCGGCCGGCUCUUCACCUACGACAUCAACCCGUCCGAAGACAACGUGUUCAAAAUCAAGCAAGAAGUCAAGCAGAAGAACAAGCUCAACUUCGUGCACGCGUUCGUGCUCAAGAACUACUCGUACAUCGCCAUCAACAACGACGCCAACACGGGUCUGAAGGAGAGCCAGCCCAACAGCAUCCUUGCGCGCAUCUGCCUGGACGGUUCCCGCAAGUCCACGGAGAGCCGUAAACUCACCGAGUCCUACAUCCAGAUGGGAAUUCAGUGCGGAUCCAAUGGGAAUAUCUACAAUCGCCUGCUGUCCAUCUAUCCCGUGGAGGUCAGCGUGCAGAGCGCCGCGGCCCCGGAGCCCUAUUUGUUCGGGGUGUUCGGCAGGGCGGGCGGGCAGUCGGCCGUGUGCGCGUUCCGUGUGGCGGAUGUGGAGGAGAUGAUCCGCCAGGGCCGCCGCAACUGCUCGACCGGCCCCAACAGCGACGUGCAGGUGCUGGACAGCGUCAUCCAGGGCUCCGGGGCCGAGUGUGAGGCCAAGGGGAAUAUCAAGCUCCAGCAGGAGCAGCUGAAUUGUGGGGCGGCUCAUCUCCAGCACCCGCUGGCUCUGAGGAGGCCCCUGAGGGCCCGACCCAUCUAUGAGGCACAGGGGCUCAGAUCUAUUGCUGCCGACAACGUCCACAGCCGCACCGUGCUGUUCCUGGGGACGAGCAGGGGAUGGCUACGCAAGCUGUCUCUGCUGGCGAACCUGUCUGUGGCGAAACUGUGGUCACUGAAACUCCAUGCUAAUGAACCAGUUCACCACAUCAUGACCUUCGACCCCAGCGACAACAACUACCUGUAUCUCAUGACAGCACACCAUCUCCUGCGUGUUGGUGUGGCGGCGUGUGGUCAGUACAACUCCUGCAGGGAAUGUUUGAGCGCCAGUGAUGCCUACUGCGGCUGGUGUACACUAGAGAAAAGGUGUUCGAUUCAGAAGGACUGCUCCAGUGGGAAUCUGAGCCGCUCGUGGAUCAGCAGCACUGAUGGCGUCCAGCAGUGUCCGUCCAUGACCGUCACCCCCUCCGAGAUCAGCCGCUCCGCACACAUGAGGAAUGUGGGGAUCCUGAUCAACGGCAGUGUUCCGGAUCUGCAGGGUCUGCGGGUGGAGUGUGAUUUUGGGGUGGGAAUCGCCACAAACGCCACCGUGCAUCUGGACUACGGCACGACUCAGAUCCAGACGUGUCCUCUCCCUCCGCCUCACAUGUAUCCCACAAUCCCCUCCGGCAGAGAUCACAUCACUGUCCCCGUGGCGAUCAAGGUUAAUGGUGUUCCUGUGGUUUCUGGAGGUUUCAUCAUUUACGAGUGUGAACGAAUGGGAGCGAUCAACUUCACAAAUGCGUGCACGAGCUGUUUGAGUGCUGGGUGGCGCUGUUACUGGGACCCGCAGCUCAACUUGUGUGUUUCCAGCAAAAACAACACACAGCGUGUUCUUCUGGAGAAUUCCUCAUCCUGUCCCAGUAUGGAGGCCCAUGACGUUCCUCCGUUGCCCACUGGAAGCACUCAUGUUUUCACCCUGGACCUGAAGAACGUACAACAUGGCACCGCGCUGGACUGUGACUUUGGCGAUGGGCAGCUGUACAGUGCGCAGUGGCUGGACGGGUCGUCAGUGAACUGCAGUGGAGUGACCCUAAAAACUACAAUGUGGAGCAAGAUAUUCCAUCUGAACCUGUGGAGAAGAGAAACCAACACAUAUAUAGACAAUCCAAAGCCAAUAUCAGUUGAGGUGUACAGCUGUGGUGCGGGGGACAGUGACUGCUCUCAGUGUCGGGGCCGUGAGAUGCAGGGUCACAUGUGCGUCUGGUGCCAGAACGACUGUCGUCAGCAAGACCAGUGCCAGGACGUCACUGCACACUGCCCAAAUCCUCAGAUCCAGAAGAUUGAGCCGCUGACAGGGCCGCUGAUGGGCGGGACGCUGCUCACGGUGCAGGGCAGGAAUCUGGGACACAGUGCUGAUCUCGUCAACGUCUCCAUUGGGGAUGUGCCCUGUACCCUACUGCCACAGUACUACACUGUUUCAGUCAAGUUGGUUUGCGAGACUGGUGCAUCGCGGGAAAAGAAGAGUGAUCAUGUUACAGUGAGCGUGGCCGGUAACGCAGUGGGUGUUUCAAAGGACACGUUCUCCUUUGUGGAGCCCAAACUACUGGAGUUCAUGCCACGGCAGGGUCCUCUCGCCGGAGGAACCAGACUCACCAUCCAUGGACAGUUCCUGGAUGCUGGAUCCACUGUUAACGUCAAGAUCAACAGGACUCAAAACUGCAGCAUCUUCAUGCAGUCCAAUGAAGUCAUCCAGUGUGUGAUGCCUCCUGUUGCGCUCGCAGAGGACGUGUCCGUAUGUGUGGUGUAUGACGGCCGGCCGUGUCUCAGCACUUCACCCAACUUCACAUUCACCUAUGAGAAAAACCCCACUAUCAGUCAAAUCAAACCCAACAAAAGCUACCUCAGUGGUGGUCGCAAUAUCUCCAUCACUGGAUAUGGCUUCAAUCUGGUGCAGUCGGCUAUGAUGGAGGUGAAGGGAAUCGGACUGACGAACUGCUCGCGCGUGUCGUCCACUCUGAUGGUCUGUCAGUCUCCUGCGGCGAGUCAAUCCCAGCCUACCACGGCUCACUUCUACCUCAAUGAUGUGCUGUACAGAGGAGAGGACGCAUCUCCAUCAGACCAAGGGCUGGAUGAAGACGAGGAGCCUCACGCUGAUUCCUUUCACUUUGACUAUGUGGAGGAUCCACAGUUCUAUACGGCCAGCAAAGAGAAACUCAUCAAACAUCACCCUGGAGAGCCUCUCAUCCUCGUCAUCAAUAAAGGGCCGAGCGAGCUGGACCUGACACUGGACGAAUACUCAGUGACGAUUGGUUCAGACCUCUGUGACAUCACCUUCCAUAACGAGCAGCUGUUCCACUGCACCAUCAACAGAUCACUGAGCGCCAGCACUGGAGAUCUGCCCGUCACUGUGCGAGUGGGUCAUUUCCAUAAGGUCAUAGCGAUGGUGCAGAUGGGUGGAGGCAGUGAACUGGCCAUAGUGGUCUCAAUCGUGGUCUGCUGUGUGCUGCUGCUGCUGUGCACUGUGGCACUGGUGGUUUACUGCACUAAGAGCCGCAGGGCAGAGCGGUACUGGCAGAAGACUCUGUUACAGAUGGAGGAGAUGGAGUCACAGAUCCGUGAGGAGAUACGCAAAGGUUUUGCGGAGCUGCAGACUGAUAUGACGGAUCUGACUAAAGAGCUCAAUCGCUCACAGGGAAUCCCAUUCCUGGAGUACAAGGAGUUCGUCACGCGCACCUUCUUUCCCAAGAUGUGCUGUGAAUAUGAGCGGAGUCUGGUUCAGCCGGUGUAUGAGAACGAUCCGCUUGGCCCGCGAGCUCUGUCUGAAACUCAUCCUCUGCUGCAGGACUGGCAGCCAUGUAACACCACGCGGCCCAACCUGGAGGAGGGAAUCACUCUGUUUUCCACCCUUCUCAGCAACAAACACUUCCUGGUCACCUUCGUUCAUGCCCUUGAGCAGCAGAAAGACUUUGCCGUUAGAGACAGGUGCAAUCUUGCCUCUCUGCUCACUAUUGCCCUCCAUGGUAAACUAGAGUACUACACCAGCAUUAUGAAGGAGCUGCUAAUUGAUUUGAUUGACGCUUCAGCCUGCAAAAACCCUAAACUGAUGCUGCGGCGAACAGAGUCAGUAGUGGAGAAGAUGCUCACCAACUGGAUGUCCAUCUGCAUGUACAGCUACCUUAAGGAGACGGUCGGUGAGCCGUUCUUCCUGCUGCUGUGCGCCAUCAAACAGCAGAUCAACAAGGGCUCGAUUGACGCCAUCACGGGGAAGGCGCGUUACACGCUCAACGAGGAGUGGCUCCUCCGAGAAAACAUCGAAGCCAAACCACAGAACAUUAACGUAUCGUUCCAAGGUUUCGGGAUGGACUCGGUGAGCGUGCGUGUGAUGAACACCGACACUAUCUGUCAAGUGAAGGAGAAAAUACUGGAGGCCUUUUACAAGAACCUGCCGUUUUCCCAGUGGCCCCGAGAAGAGGAUGUUGAGCUGGAGUGGUUUCCAGAGGGACGCAGCAGCAGAAUCCUGCAGGAUCUGGAUGACACGUCUGUCAUGGAGGAUGGCAGAAAAAAACUCAAUACCGUUUUCCACUAUCAGAUCCCAGAUGGGGCGUCACUGGCCAUGAGCUUGAAAGACACAAGAGAGAACACACUGGGCAGAGUUAAAGAUCUGGACACAGAGAAGUACGUUCAUCUGGUGCUGCCGCAUGAUGAGCUGUCCGAGAACAGGAAGUCCCACAGACACAGUCACAGGAAGAAGGUGUUGCCUGAGAUCUACCUGACACGCCUGCUCUCCACUAAGGGAACGCUGCAGAAGUUCCUGGAUGAUCUUUUUCAAGCCAUCCUCAGCAUUCCUCUGGAGAAACCACCGCUUGCCAUCAAAUACUUCUUUGACUUUCUGGAAGAACAGGCAGACAAGCGCGGCAUAACCGACCCGGACACAUUACACAUCUGGAAGACGAACAGUUUGCCUCUGCGCUUCUGGGUGAAUAUCCUGAAGAACCCUCAGUUUGUGUUCGACAUUGAUAAGACGGAUCACAUGGACGCAUGUCUGUCUGUCAUCGCUCAGGCUUUCAUUGAUGCCUGCUCACUGUCUGACCUGCAGCUGGGCAAAGAUUCUCCCACCAAUAAGCUGCUGUAUGCCAAAGAGAUCCCGGAGUAUAAGAAGAGAGUGCAGUGCUACUACAGACAGAUUCAGGAGAUGGCGCCGCUCAGCGAACAGGAGAUGAACGCUCACCUGGCCGAGGAGUCGCGGAAAUACAGGAAUGAGUUCAACACCAACCUGGCCUUAACGGAAGUCUACAAGUAUGCCAAGAAAUAUCGCAGUCAGGUGGUGAGCGCGCUGGACUCGAACCCGACCGCUCGACGCACUCAGCUGCAGCACAAGUUCGAGCAGGUCGUCGCUCUGAUGGAAGACAACAUCUACGAGUGCACCAGUGAGGCCUGAGACGCACACCCUCGUCCCUCCAUCUGAUCAAAACUCUGGCUCGUUUAAUGAGGAUGUUCAAGUGAAGAGAAACACUCUGAUGAGUUUGUUCAUUUUCUAUUGUAUAGUAUUCAAGUAUUGACUUCAAAUGAGGAGUUUAAUUGUGACGCACUGACCCCACGCUCGGGGAGAGCCAAUUAUGCACUGGAUUAUACAAGACCUUCUCCAUAGCAAUAUUUAUAGCUGUAUGAUGAGUUUAUAGUGUGAUUCAAUCAAUGUGAAUAUGUUUCUGAUGGGAUGUUUGUACUGCACUGUUCAAUGGCGUUUCAUUUUAAUUCCACGAUGCCUUGGACGACAAGUAAUGAUAUGAUUAACAUAUAACAGGCUUGAAUGAGACUGUUGCAUUUGUAUUAAUUAUUAUUUUUUUUGAAGGAUUUGGAUCAUUCUUGGAUGGGUCCAAACCAAAAUGUGUGCAUUCUUCUGUAGAUAUUCUGCUGGAAAUGUUUAAUUUUUUUUUUUUUUUUUUUUGGAGAAAGAGGGAAAUUUUAUCAGUAAAGAUGAACUUUACUAAAA
Messenger RNA from Ctenopharyngodon idella (grass carp), 6634 nucleotides. It is a transcript of the gene plxnd1, whose product is annotated as plexin D1. Gene Ontology annotation, molecular function: protein binding; semaphorin receptor activity. Gene Ontology annotation, biological process: semaphorin-plexin signaling pathway involved in axon guidance; regulation of cell migration; positive regulation of axonogenesis. Bases 410 to 6082 code for a protein of 1890 amino acids. The transcript is spliced from 36 exons. NCBI's taxonomy places the organism in Eukaryota, Metazoa, Chordata, Actinopteri, Cypriniformes, Xenocyprididae. Gene Ontology annotation, cellular component: semaphorin receptor complex. The record is from RefSeq and is a predicted model, not a curated record.